This is a messenger RNA of Rotaria sp. Silwood1, 1290 nucleotides long. NCBI's taxonomy places the organism in Eukaryota, Metazoa, Rotifera, Eurotatoria, Philodinida, Philodinidae. The record is from the annotation of a GenBank genome assembly.
AUGGGUAUUCAUUUAUUUCGAUGCGGUAAUAAGACUAAUAAAUGUCCCAUUUGUCGAAAAUAUGUACGACGAGCAAUUUAUACCUUUCAUGUGGACAAUAAUUGUGUCGAUCUAGAUGAAGACGAUACAAACUCUAGUAGUUCUAACAAAGAUAAAUCAACAUUUGAUAGACAACACAAUGUAUCUAAUAGGAUGGUGAGUAAAUAUCAUGAGCCAUUACAUAAAGAUAUGGGUAGAGAACAAAAUGAAUCAUAUAAUGACUCUUCAAAUGAAAUAAGCCCAUAUUUUGAAAUAAUAAAAUUACAUCGAGAUGAAGAACUGGUCAAUACUUCAACAACACAAACAACACAGACUAAAGAAAGCGUCGUUUCAUCUUUACGCGGCAAAACUUCACAAAUACAAGAAAAUCUUUGUAAGAAUUAUUAUCCAACUGAGGUAGAUCAUAUCAAAGAAAAACUUCAAUUCAAUAUUAUUCUCAUGGGUUCACCACGUGUUGGUAAAAGUCAACUUAUUAAUGCGAUAUGUAACGGUGAAAAUAAAGCUGAAACAAGUCCAAGUUUGAAUUCUUGUACGAAAGAAGUAACAUGUUACUAUUUGGAAGAUAAUCAACAAGAAACACCUGAUGUAAAACCAUUUCGAGUUAAUUUUUACGACACGCCAGGUAUCGAAUCAUGGGAAAAUAAAGGUGGAGAAACAGCUAUGCUCAAGUUUAUUGAAGAGAAAGAACCUGUUUGUGUUAUUUAUUGUGCUGCGCCUGGAACGUUCGCUGAUUUGUCACAAGUUCGUCCAGUAUUGAAAUUUUGUCAGGAAAAACAAAUUUUUUGGGCUUUUGUCUGUACGAAUAUGUGGUCAAAUGCCUCUCGAAAAGAUAUCAUUCGUGACUUUGAAAAAGAAUUGAACAUUUUUGGUGAGAGCGUUGAAAACUCCUUUGAUCAAUUACAGUCUUCAAUUCCUCACAAAGUAACAGUUUUUGGUAAUAGUGCACUUUGUACAAUGGUCAAUUCAAUUGAAUAUUACGAUCCUGAAUACUCAUCAGAAAGAAAACCGGUGCAAGGUGUUGAUGAACUCAUUUAUUGCAUAAUGGAAGCACUUGAUAAUGAAAAAUUACUUGGCUGGUGUAAUGCCGUAUUAUAUCGUCGUAGUUUUUGGGAAAAAUUUAAUCAGAAAGUUAGUGGUUUUAUUGCGCUUCGUAUUAAAGAUAUGAAAAAUGUAAACGAUGAAUCGAUUCAGCCAAUUGUACAAAAUAUGAUGACAUAUAUUUCUAAAAUUAACAAAAAACACUCAGUCUAA